Messenger RNA from Microdochium trichocladiopsis, 1595 nucleotides. RefSeq lists its product as uncharacterized. The transcript has 3 exons. The record is from RefSeq and is a predicted model, not a curated record. NCBI's taxonomy places the organism in Eukaryota, Fungi, Ascomycota, Sordariomycetes, Xylariales, Microdochiaceae. Bases 161 to 1405 code for a protein of 414 amino acids.
CCCACAACAGAAUGCCUGUGAUUAAUGGAGUGAAGAUGGCCUGUGCGCCAUGCAUACGUGGGCAUCGCUCAACGAAAUGUGCACAUCAUGAUCGUGUCAUGAUCGCGGUAAAGAAGCCUGGACGACCGCUGAGCACUUGCCCACAUGCUCCUGGGAUCCAAUGUGGCUGUGGAGGCGUUCAAGCCGCGAUUCCAAUCCAACAUCAUGGCUGCCGUCCUCCGGCCACAGAACAAGCGGCCCAUCAGGGGGUCACCGUGAAGAAGGAAGAUGGUGUAGCAGAGACCGGCAUUCAUUCACCCACAAGGACAGCCCACCGGGUCAAGAAGCUCAAAAGCAAUGGACAUAUCAUACCAUUGGUAGUGUACCAACGACAAACGGGUCUCCACUGUCUCCGCAAACUUCAGCGUCGCCCGCCCAGAAACAUCCCGAGUUUCCUGAUGAGACGUCAAACACGGCACAAAAGGAAAACACCGCAAGCCCCCCGGCUGCUGGGUCGUGCUGCAGCUCGAGAAAGCAGACGGCGCCGGCGACGCCGAAUGGGAGCCAUAGUCCUAUGCAGGGCGACCGUAACACCAUAUCUUCAGAAAGCACGCAUCCGGCUCCGAAGAACGGCUCGUACAAACAACCGAUGAGUAGUGGAGGUGGGUGCUGUUCGAAUAAAGCUCGAGGACCAGCACAAUUACCGCAAGCACCUUUGCCUGAUCUUCAACCAGCGCUCCUGCCUGGUUACCAGCAGCAAAUCCAACAGCUCAACCAGGCGCAGCCAGCGGUCUAUAUCCAGAACCCUGGAAAUGGCGUAGCAUUCUGGCAGGGACAAAUGCCACCGCAAAUGCCGACACAGGCCAACGGAUACGUGUAUAUGAACGGCAUCGCUCCACAGUACCCUCCGACGUACCAAGUCUAUCCACCAGUCACCGUGGUGGGCGCGUACCCCGUGAUGGCCGGACUCACCGCUGAGCAGAACCGGCAGAUCAACAGUAUCUUGGGCCGGCCUAUGCAAUGCCAAUGCGGCGAUGUCUGCGAGUGUCUUGGCUGUAUCGAUCAUCCAUUCAACACCGUGACGAGGGACUAUGUCGCAUCUGCUAUCAAUGUGGCAGACUGGACCAAGAAUGGGGACGAAGAUGUGGAUGGGUCUACGGAAGAUAUGCACAGCUCCGAGGCAUCAAGCGCGAUGCCGUCCCCGGCUGGCGACCCACUGCUGGAGCAGAUGCUGCCGCACCCAGAAAUGCAGCAGACGGUAUCUUCGGACUAUCUUGUCUUCAACUACAGCUACGGCUGUCUGGGCGAGCCAGAGCACUGCCCGUGCGGGGACGAUUGUGCCUGUGUAGGGUGCACAAUCCAUGGAGGGAGCAGUAAUGGCAAUAAUGCAAAUGGCGGGAUCAAUUUGGGAAGUCAUCCGGCAUGAAGGAAAAACAAAUGUGAAUGAGAGGUGGAUGGAGACAACGUAAGCGACGUCAUGCAUCAUGUUUUUUUUUCAUGCGAUGCCGCCGCAGGUUAUUUAAUCCUGCAUAGAUACCCCCCUUUUAUGAAUUUGAGACGGAGUGAACAACCCCCCUGCUGCUACUGCCGCCGGUUCAUCAGAUUCCUUCUUGGAC